This is a messenger RNA of Glycine soja, 1605 nucleotides long. Its product is annotated as traB domain-containing protein-like. The transcript has 9 exons. NCBI's taxonomy places the organism in Eukaryota, Viridiplantae, Streptophyta, Magnoliopsida, Fabales, Fabaceae. The coding region runs from base 268 to 1302 and encodes 344 amino acids. The record is from RefSeq and is a predicted model, not a curated record.
CGAGUCUUGCGGCAAAAAAAGAUGACUUAAAGAUCUUUUGGAGCUAGUCUUGCGGCAGUUUUAGACUCUUUAUUUAUCAGUUAUAACACACUAUUCCGAUUUGAUUUCUGACUCAACUCGCCCGAGUCACGCCGUUCUUUCAUCGCCCCAAGCAUCUCUUCUUAAUCACAACAACAAUUUCUUGUUCCCAAACCCUCUCCCUCCCCAAUUCUCCACCAAAACCUCCGCCACCGCCCGCCGCCUAACACACCCUCUCUCCGCCCGGCUAUGGACGCGCAACCGCCGGAAUCCGCCGCGCCGGCAGCCUCGACCGAGGACUUCGUCCACGUCGCGGAUCUGAAGAUGGAGAGCCUCUCUGAGAGCAUCGUUCGAAUCGACGAGCCUUCCGAAGCCGACGCCGCCGCUUCCUCCGCUCCGGCGGAAUCCGAUCGCCGUCCGGCCACGCUCCCGCCGGAACUCUCAAGAAACGUGAGAGUCCUGUCGUGCGAGUCCUCCGCCGAAGGCGGCGUCUGCGACGUUUACUUGGUCGGCACCGCUCAUGUCUCCGAGGAAUCGAGCAGAGAAGUUCAAGCUAUAGUGAAUUUUCUGAAACCUCAGGUUGUCUUCUUGGAAUUGUGUUCAAGUCGAGUGGCAGUGCUUACCCUUCAAAAUCUUAAGGUACCCACUAUGGGAGAAAUGGUUACCAUGUUAAAGAAAAAACAUAACAUGUUUGAAGUACUUUAUGGCUGGUUCCUUGCCAAGAUUGCUAGUAAGCUUGAGGUCUUUCCUGGCUCUGAGUUUCGUGUGGCCUAUGAAGAAGCCAUCAAGUAUGGUGGCAGAGUGAUACUUGGUGAUCGUCCUGUACAGAUAACAUUAAGGAGAACAUGGAGUAAGAUGCCCCUUUGGCAUAAGACAAAAUUUUUAUACUCUUUACUUUUCCAAGCAGUUUUUUUAUCCAACGCUGAUGAUCUUAAUAAGAUGCUGAAUGAAAUGGAUGACAGUGACAUGCUAACACUUGUUAUUCAAGAAAUGAGUAAGGAGUUUCCAACUUUAAUGGAGACUCUUGUGCAUGAACGGGAUCAAUACAUGUCCUCCACAUUAUUAAAAGUGGCGAGUGAGAAUAGCUCAGUUGUUGCUGUUGUUGGAAAGGGCCAUCUACAGGGAAUAAAGAAGCAUUGGAAGCAACCUGUGGUGAUGAAGGAUCUAAUGACAGUUCCAUCUCCUAAACCAGUUGUCUCUGCAACAAGAAUCGUUACAUCUGUUGGUGCUGCCGUGGCCGGGGUGUCCAUUAUAUCGGGCAUCUAUCUUUCAUGCAAGAAAUAACUUUCCUAGGAGAGAUGCUGUCAUCCACAGGAACGUUGAUGUAGGAAUUGAAGCAUUUAACAGUUGAUUCAAUCAUCAACAAAGUUGAUGCAUAAAUCAUUGCUGCAAUUUUUUUAAAAUCUUUCCAUGGAAAUAAUUAGAAUUCCUUACUCUUAGGCAUCGAUCAAUUUUUAGAAUAAAAACAAUAGUGGUCCCAAAAAACAUUACGAAGAAUACAAACAGAAAAAUAGAUGGAUACCAAGCAAGCAUUAAAUCCUUUUUGACUAGCAAGAAUAGAAAGUAAAAGGCACAGAUUUGAGAGAA